CUCACACACAACACUUGGAAGAGCUUAGGGGACCACAGUCCAGCAGCAACAGAUAGCCAACCAACUGGGGGUGGGCUAGGAUCAGAGCUCCACCCAAGGUGAAAUGGCAAGCUUGCAGAGUUUGAUUUCCAAACAGCUGGUUGCGCCAAAUUGUACAGUUACCGCCAGGCUGAAUGGGGCUCCUCCAUCUGUUGUGAAUGCAAGCUCAAGCGAAGCAUCCUCCGAUGAGAAGAAGGUCACAAAAAGGAGAUUAGCGUUGCUUGGUGCUGGAGCAUUAUCCACUGCCCUACUGUGUAGCAGAUCCGCAUACGCUGAAGAGGUACCGAAGAACUACCGCUCUUACGUCGAUGCAAACGAUGGAUAUUCGUACCUCUACCCGUCUGAUUGGAGGGAUUUCGACUUCUUGGGCCAUGAUUCGGCGUUCAAAGAUCGUAAUGUGCAGCUGCAGUCUGUCCGUGUGGCCUUCAUUCCUACCACGAAAACAGACGUUCGUGACCUAGGUCCAAUGGACGAGGCGAUCUUCAAUCUUGUAAACAAUGUCUACGCUGCCCCGAAUCAAAUACCGGCGAUCUAUGACAUGCAAGAGCGUACGGUGGACGGCAGGAACUACUGGACAUUCGAGUACGAUCUGGAGGCACCGGGCUACGGCGUGUCGGCGUUUGCAACGGUCGCCAUCGGGAACGGGAGGUACUACACUCUGAUCGUGACGGCGAACGAGCGGCGGUGGAGCAGGCUGCGUAACAAGCUCAAAGUCGUCGCAGACUCCUUCAAAAUCUCAGAGUUGAAGGCAUGAUCAUGUGUGCUGUGUGGUAACACCAAUCGACCUGCCGGUGCCAGUGCAAGGCAAUCGCCGCUGGUCUAAAAAGAGAGGAGCCGAACCGGGCUAUUCAUACUUGCACGGAUAUAGUGGUAGAAAAUGUAUGUAUAAUACUAUCAUUCGUACACCAAUCUGUUUUCGUAAAA
Messenger RNA from Lolium rigidum, 963 nucleotides. RefSeq names its product photosynthetic NDH subunit of lumenal location 1, chloroplastic-like. Gene Ontology annotation, biological process: photosynthesis. Gene Ontology annotation, cellular component: photosystem II; extrinsic component of membrane; photosystem II oxygen evolving complex. Gene Ontology annotation, molecular function: calcium ion binding. The record is from RefSeq and is a predicted model, not a curated record. The transcript has 8 exons. Lineage: Eukaryota; Viridiplantae; Streptophyta; Magnoliopsida; Poales; Poaceae. The coding region runs from base 104 to 793 and encodes 229 amino acids.